AAGCCAUCAAAAAACAAAACAAUCAUUUCAAACAAACAAAAAAAUCCAUCAAGCCAUGGCUUCAAUGCAAUGCUACAAAGAAGAAGGCAAAGAGUUCGAUUACUAUAGUUAUGGAAACCAAAAACCAACUUCUUACUCGAGCUCUGGAUACGAACAAUCUUACUACGAGAAAGAAAAGUGUUAUGAAACCAAACCUGAAAUGAUGGGCUACGGCGCUAGCCAUGGCCAUCAACAUGGUAGCAACCCAUGUGGGCCAAUGAUGGGCCAUAGCACGGGCCAUGGAAUGGGCUACGGUACGGGCUACAACAAUACUUCUCAUGGGAUGGGCUAUGGUACGGGCCACAACGGUACUUCUCAUGGAAUGGGCUAUGGCACGGGCCACAACAAUACUCAUGGGAUGGGCUAUGGUACGGCCCACAACAUACACAAACCUAAGCCCAACGGGCAUGGAAUGGGAUUGGGCCUCGGAACGGGCACGGCUUUGGGCCAUGUUAUGGGCUUUGGAAAGAAACAUGAGGGACAUAGUAGCUAUGGAAUGGGCUCUUCGGGUUGCACCACUUACAAGAAACAACACCGUAGGAGAAAUGGUUACGGCAGUGGCAGCGAUUGCAGCGAUGACGAGCGUCAUUGCUAAAUUAAUUACUACAGGGUUUCAUGUGUAGCAGCCUGGCUUAUGAGAAUGAUUGAAUUAUAUGUCCCAGUACUAUAAGG
Messenger RNA from Solanum verrucosum, 711 nucleotides. RefSeq lists its product as uncharacterized. The transcript has 2 exons. Bases 279 to 662 code for a protein of 127 amino acids. NCBI's taxonomy places the organism in Eukaryota, Viridiplantae, Streptophyta, Magnoliopsida, Solanales, Solanaceae. The record is from RefSeq and is a predicted model, not a curated record.